GGGAUCGCCUGAAUUCUUUGACGUAAUUUAUCCAUAUCCGGUUGUAAAUAAGAACACGUAGCAUUUAGCAGUUAUUCGUUUAUUUCUGUACUGUUUUGUGAUAAGACACUCACUUUGGAACUACACUGAGCUCUAUAUACAAUAACAGAAACGAAACUUAAAUCACCAUGAGACACAUAUUGUAUGUGUUUGUGGUGUGUUUUGUGAUUCAAGGAAUAGUUUGCCCCCCUGUGAAUCAGAAUCCAACGCCAAAGCCAGAAGAGGGAAAAGAGGACCAAGACACUGGCUUGCAUUAUGACAGAUAUCUGAAAGAAGUUGUGAUGACACUGGAAGAGGACCCAGAAUUCAGGAAAAAGUUGGAAGAAGCAAAUGUCACUGACAUUAAGUCUGGUAAGAUUGCCAUGCACUUGGAGAAAGUAGCUCACCAUGUACGAGAAAAAUUGGAUGAAAUCAAGAGGAAGGAAGUGAACAGACUUAGAGUAUUGGCCAAAGAGAGAAUGAAGCAAAUGCAGGGUACGGAUGUAUUGAAAUUGGUAGCUCAAUUUGGAGGAAUUCAAAAAAUAGAUGAAUCAGUUUUACACCAUGUUGAUGUGCAAAAUCCUCAUUCUUUUGAAAUGAAAGAUUUAGAACGACUUAUUCAAAAGGCAACUAAAGAUUUGGAUGAGUUGGACAAGCAAAGAAGAGAGGAGUUUAAAAACUAUGAACUGGAAAAAGAACAUGAGAGACGGGAACACUUGAAGGAGUUACCGGAGGACGAGAGAAAGAAGGAAGAACAGAAAUAUGAUGAACUGAAGAAGAAACAUAAGGACCACCCUAAACUUCAUCAUCCUGGCAGCAAAGCGCAGCUUGAAGAAGUUUGGGAGAAAGAGGACCAUUUUGAUCCCGAGAAUUUUGACCCCAAAACUUUUUUCUAUAAACAUGAUCUUGAUGGAAACAAAUUACUUGAUGAAGAAGAAAUAGAAGCACUGUUUCAAAAAGAACUUGACCAAGUGUAUGACCCCAAUAACCCUGAAGACGACAUGGAGGAGAGAUAUGAGGAAAUGUCGCGCAUGAGAGAGCACGUAAUGAAGGAGCUAGACAAGGACGGAGACAAGCUGGUCAGCAUGGACGAGUUCAUGCAGUACACCAAGUCGGACGAGUUCAACAAGGAUGAGGGCUGGGAUACUUUAGAAAAUGAGGAGCAAUACACUGAGGAGGAGCUGAAGGAAUAUGAGAGGAUGCUGAUGGAGGAGGAAGAGAGGAGGAGGCAGCAGGGGGCCUUUAACAGCCACGCCCAGCCAGGACUUGUGAACCAGCCCCCUCAUCCUGGAAAUGUGCAACAAAUGCAAAUGCAACAAGGUGGAUUCCAUCCACAGGGAGGAAUGCCACCUCAAGGUGGAAUGCACCCGCAAGGUGGAAUGCCCCAACAGUUACAUCCUGACCAGGUUGCUGCCAUGCAACAACAGCAAGCACAAUUCCAUGCACAGCAACAACAAGCCCAGUUCCAUGCUCAACAACAACAAGCUCAGCUUCAUGCACAGCAACAAGCCCAAUUCCAUGCUGAGCAACAGGCUCAACUCCAGGCUCAGCAACAAGCUCAUGCACAGCAGCAGGCUCAAUUCAGUGCACAGCAACAGGCGACUGGAGGACAGCCUCCAGUAGGACAGACUCAGCAAGCUGGUCAGCCACCAGCACAAGCAGGUCAAGGACAAGUUCCAGUUCAAGGACAAGUUCCAGUUCAAGGGCAAGUUCCAGUUCAAGGGCAAGUUCCAGUUCAACGAGAUGUUCCUCAACGACAAGUUCCAGUUCAAGGACAAGUUCCAGUUCAAGGACAAGUUCCAGUUCAAGGACAAGUUCCAGUUCAACAAGGACAACCUCAACAGACUGGACAGGUUCCAGGUCAAGGUCAGCAACAACAAGGACAGCAACAACAGCAACAAGGACAGGCACAGCAACAACAAGGACAUGAUCAGAAGCCUGUUGCUUAGAAUGCCCAGGGUGAUCUCACAGCUUUGAUUGGCUUUAAUUUUAUUCCAAAAAUGAUCAAAGACUUAUUACAUCUGGAUUAAUUUUGUAUAAAUGUUUCUUUAAGAUAUCACCAGAACAAAAUAUUCAAGCAUUUUAGGAAUGCACUAAGAGUGUAUGGUGCUAUGUUAGCGAAAUAUGACCACCUACAUUAUUCAGUGUGUCUGUAUGUACAUUUAUUUUUUUAAGUACCAAGAGCAGAAACCUUAGUUGAAUUGUUAUGAGAUAACAGUAUUUGGUUAUGAAAUAAUUAAGAUUUAGUUAUAAUUUAAUGCAAAAAAAAACAAAAUUUAUAAUGUAUGUAAUGCAUAAGGUGCAAGUAUAAAAAAAACAUUUAUAUUUCAAUUGGGUAAAAUGUACUUGUAUAGAGUGCCAAAGAUGGUUGCACAGAGUUAAAUCAUGCUAUAGAUCUAGUCAUACAUUAUUUGUGCUGAUAUACUGUAUACAGGGAAGUAUUCGCCAUUGUUUUAUUUUUGCCCUUUUUGCCAGCAAGCGAAUUUAAGAGGGGUGUAUUUCCAAUGUCGAAAAUAAUCUCCCUUUAAACAACUGUAGGUGAAUUCAAGACGGGGCGAAACAAGGCGCUAGUGUAGACGAGCAAAAAUUACAUGGGUUGAAAAUAACCAUGUAAAUACUAUUUGCUUAAUCUUUAUGGUGCAAAGAAGCAAUAGCUUCCAUAAUUAAUAUAUUGUUUUAGAAAAAUAUCAAAGUUAGAUAUAAAUGGUUGCCAAGUUAUAGCAGUGCAUAUCUUAUCUCUCUGAUUGUUGAUUAAUCUUUAAUAUUUUUAUGUGGUUUUUUUUUUACUUUAAAUGAUAUCAAAUUUUACAUUAGAUGUGCCAGAAAAUUUGAUUUUCAAUUAAAUUAUGUAUAUGUAUUAUGAACAAGAACAUAAAUGCUAUAGAUAUUCCCCCUUUUUAAACCAUAAUGGAAAUGGUAGCACAUGCAUACGCAUGUAGAUGUAUCCCGCUAGUAACUAAAAUUAUUUUUUCAUUUGUUUAUUUAUGGAGAGAAUACGUGUAACGUAGAUAUUUUGUCGUAUUUUGUAGAGAAUGAAGAUAUAUUAUCCACAUUGUUUUGUCCUAUUUUUGUUUGUUACAUAUAUUGUGGAUUAUGUUACAAUCUACUUGUUUGUUUUAAUUGUUUUCUAGUGUAACAUGUUCAUAAGUACACUGUAUAUGGCUAAUGAUAAUAGAGAAAUUGAUUUUUUUUAUGUAUACAUCAGAUUUUAUCUCUCAGUUCAUUUUCCAUUGAUUGUUAAUAUUUUAUUCACUCAUUGUAGUUUAUCUUGAAAUUUUCAAAUUGUGGUGGAUUUUUUUUCUUAAUUCUGAUUUACUUAAGUGAGAAGUCAAUGAAAUCUUUUUAGAAUAAUUUAAUUUAAUUGUUAAAUUACUUAUUAGCAAGUAGAUUUUGAUCUCCGUAAUUUUUUUUUCUCAAAAUGUCUACCUUGUUGUAUUGUGAUACUCUGUCAAUUUGUUCUUCCCACAUUCCAUACCUUAAAACCUAGCUACAUCUUUUCGUUUUUAAUCUGAAUUUUUUGGCAUUAUGGAUUUUUUGUAUUAUUCUAAAAAUGUUGAUAAUGAAAUUCUCUAGGGCUUUAUAACAUGUCCAGGGAAUGCAGUUUGUAAUUUUUUUCCCAUAAUUUAUAAACAAAAAAUCAUUUUUUUUCUGGACAAGUGUCGUGUGUAUUGUUGCUGUGCAUGCAUAUUUGUCUUGAAUUCCUUCCGUUAUAAAGAAAUCAGUCCCACUCAUCGUAAUGGGAUUCUCAACAGUUCAUAUCUACGAUGUCCAGUCUUCAUCGAAAUCACAGGGUGGUUGAACCAUAAGGCUUUGGUUUAUGGAAUUAUAAAUAAAAAUGAAUAAUUUAA
This is a messenger RNA of Magallana angulata, 3866 nucleotides long. Its product is annotated as nucleobindin-2-like. Bases 168 to 1967 code for a protein of 599 amino acids. NCBI's taxonomy places the organism in Eukaryota, Metazoa, Mollusca, Bivalvia, Ostreida, Ostreidae. The record is from RefSeq and is a predicted model, not a curated record. Gene Ontology annotation, molecular function: calcium ion binding. The transcript is spliced from 12 exons. Gene Ontology annotation, cellular component: endoplasmic reticulum-Golgi intermediate compartment; extracellular exosome.